AUGGCGCUUCCAAGUUCUGCAACCGACUGGACAAAAGAACACGUCAAAGAAUGGCUUACACAUAUAGGAUUCGGUUCUUAUGGCACCUUGCUGUGUGAUGUCCAUAAAAUUAAUGGAACAGCCCUACUAAUGCUUUCUGAAAAGGAUCUAAAAAGUCCACCUCUGAAUAUCGAGGUGUUAGGAGAUGUAAAAAAUCUAGCUGUCCAACUGUUCCUGCUAAGGAUGAGGCAUGAGGAGAAAAUCAAUAAAAUGGGGUUUCCAGUCAGUAGCAAAGCCCUCUUGGCCCUUCCUUUCCCUUCCAAAGAUGCUUAUGGAAUCCCAAAGAAACAACUGGCUGCCAUUAUUAAUGCAAAAAAAGAAAUGGACUUUUCAGGUGCAUUUAUACACCAAAAUGGAUGUCAUAGAGACAAAAGAGAAAACUCUCCUGAAUUUCUGGUUGAUGAGUUGAAUUUCUUUGUAAGUCCGGCCGAUGGAAAUCCAACAAGUCCAGGAAUGGCAACUCAUCUGGAACCAGAAAUGGGAAAACCUUUUUUAAGUAUCACUUACUUUGUCGUUGUAACCAUUAUUACUUCCCUCGUGAUGGUCACGGUACAUGACCGUGUUCCGGAUAUGAAAAAAUAUCCGCCCCUUCCCGAUAUUUUUUUAGACAACGUUCCUCUCAUUCCUUGGGCGUUCAAUAUGUGUGAAGUGUCAGGAUGCCUACUUCUAAUUACUUGGAUUCUUGUUCUUGUUUGCCACAAACACAGAAUCAUUUUGAUGCGUCGUUUUUUCGCCUUAACAGGCACUGUUUUUCUUUUACGAUGCGUCACUAUGAUGAUUACCUCACUAAGCGUUCCUGGUUCUCAUUUAGAGUGCGCCCCUAGGCCGUACGGAGACAUAUGGGCCAAACUAGAAAAAGCGCUUGAAAUAUGGCGAGGAUUCGGUAUGAGCGUUCAAGGGGUUCGCACAUGCGGAGACUACAUGUUUAGCGGCCACACAGUCACAUUGACUAUGCUCAACUUUUUCAUCACAGAAUACACACCUCGUAGGUUGUAUUUUCUGCACACUUUCUCUUGGAUUUUAAAUUUGUUUGGGGUUUUCUUCAUAUUGGCAGCAAGAGAGCAUUACUCAAUUGACGUAUUCGUUGCUUUCUACAUAACAUCACGCAUGUUUUUAUAUUACCAUACAUUGGCCAAUUCUCGCACGCUAAAGCAGCGAGACAGAUACCGAGCGCGGGUGUGGUUUCCUCUUUUCAGUUUCUUUGAAGCACGCAUUGAUGGAAUGGUUCCAAAUGAGUAUGAAAUGCCCUGGACAUAUCUUUCCCUGGCAUCACUGAACAGCUAUCGCCGUCGAUGGAAAAAGUUUUUACUUAAAGCAUGGAGACAUGUUGGAUUUGGUCAAACCCGAAAAUUCAAUGGUAACGUUUCUGACAAGGAAAAACCUGCCACUAACCAAAAGCGAUCAAAAAAGAAAAAUUAAUGCAAGAUCGCCGAACUGCAUUUUCUAUGCCUUUCAUUCACCAGAAAAGUAAUUAAGUGAGAUGUAUACUCUAUUUAGUUCCACAUUGGAUUCGCUAAGUGCGCUCGACUGCCCACGUUUUUGUUGUGACUUGAUGUCCAUUGCACACGUAAUCUAAUCAGUUCUUCCAAUGGCACAAAAACACCUGAUCCCAUCAUGUAUUAGUCACUUGCGUUAUCCUUUUCGUUUUAUUCGAUUUUCACGUUCUUGUACUUGUUUAUUACGAAUCCAGCAAAAAGUUCACACAAAAGUAUUUGAAUUACUUAUAAGAUUGCUGUCUUGUUAUGUCCAAUGAUGGUCUCUUGCCUCCAUGCAUAAAAUAUCCGUGUCUGUUCUA
This is a messenger RNA of Daphnia carinata, 1834 nucleotides long. Its product is annotated as sphingomyelin synthase-related protein 1-like. Gene Ontology annotation, biological process: ceramide biosynthetic process. Gene Ontology annotation, molecular function: protein binding; sphingomyelin synthase activity; ceramide cholinephosphotransferase activity. Lineage: Eukaryota; Metazoa; Arthropoda; Branchiopoda; Diplostraca; Daphniidae. Gene Ontology annotation, cellular component: endoplasmic reticulum membrane; Golgi membrane. The record is from RefSeq and is a predicted model, not a curated record.